Pseudogymnoascus destructans is the source of this 219-nucleotide messenger RNA. RefSeq lists its product as uncharacterized. NCBI's taxonomy places the organism in Eukaryota, Fungi, Ascomycota, Leotiomycetes, Thelebolales, Thelebolaceae. The transcript is spliced from 2 exons. The record is from RefSeq and is a predicted model, not a curated record. Bases 1 to 219 code for a protein of 72 amino acids.
AUGGCUCCCAAGCCGAAGGGGAAGGCUCCAGUUACUACACCUCGCAAGCGACCAGCGGCCCAGAUGUCCAGCUCUCCCGAGUCGCAGGCGCCCGCCAUGCCUGUUCCUUCUGUUGUCGCCUCCUCCACAUCACGUUCUCGCACUGUCCAUCCGUAUCAUUCGCCUGAAGUCGAGGACGAAGCUGAGGAUCUCGAAGGCUCCGUCGUUCCUGAUUUGUAG